AGGGGGCGCGCGAUUGUCGCAGUUGAGCGUGUGCGGUGUGAGUGAGCGUACACACGCAUCAUGCUGCCGCCGUCGCUACGCAGCAUAAGCACAGUGGGUGAACGGCAGUAGGCCAGGCGGUUAAAAAUAAACACCACACCCUCACACGCAACCACAGUGCCCGGUAGGGAGAGAAGGGGUUGGUGCGACUCUCAGCCCGGCCAGGUAAUGAUGCUAGACGAUGAUGGGCGAUGAUAGCGCAAUGAGCUCGGCUUGCAUGCCUAACGCAACUUCGCGCAUCUAUCGGACGUUGUGGUUCGGACGUGAGUGCGCACGCCUCACGCCUCAGCCCUCCAGUUGGCUGCGUCAAGUGGUGCAAAGAACGACAUUGAAAAAACGGUGCAUCACCGUGUGUGUGUGUGAGUGUGUGGUGUUGGGGGGGGCGAGCUAUUUCCAACGUUUACGGCUGCAGUGGUAUAAUCUUAUACAUAUCCUCCUUCAAUCCACCAGCCCGAACUAGCGAGAGUGUCGCAGCCGUUGAUUGUGCCGUCAGUGCGCGUGUUUAUGAGUGGCCUUUCAAUUUGUUAUCUAAUGUGCAGGCGAGUGGUACAGGUUGCAGCGAGACAGAUCCAGUAAAGUGUACUGCUGCUGUUUUGUCGCGGAACUGUUCUGUGCCAAUCAACUUGUUGUGUGUGUGUGUGUGUUUGUGUGUGUUGAAAAAGUCAUGCUUCCGGUCAUCGGAUUGCUAAACAACUGCUGAUCUCACCCACUGAUUGCCGCCGUCCGUAAACUUGACCAUCGAACAGCGUUAAAUGGAUACGAUGAACCCCGUGGACGAACGGCUACCAAAGCUAGAGUUUACGCUUUCUACGGACGAAGAAAAUGCGCUCACCCUGUACGAGGAGCUCGAGCAGACGGACAUCAACCCGACCAACCUCAACGUCAACUGCUGCUGCGGUCUGUUGCGCACCUCGCCCUUCCACCAGCCAAAAUCUACCACCUCCAGCCCUACCGGCCGGCGCCAGCUAGACGAUGCACAAAGCGUACAUCAUCGCCAUCACCAUCAUCACCACCAGCAGCAACAGCAGCAUUCCGAGGACACCGAUCCGAACGUUCACGUUUCGACCAGCGACGAGGACUACCGGUGCGACAACACACUGUCCGACAGAUGGCGGGACAGCGUGACGCGUCGCAACGAGCGGUACCGCACGUUCGGGCUGCUCGAGUCUAGCAUACUGAACAGCUUCCAGCUGCAAAACUUUCGCCGCAAGACGCCCAGCGUGUUCGACUCGUCCAGCUCCUCGGGGCAGACGAGCUGCAGCUCGACCGCAUCGAGCAUGAUCGACGACAUAUCGGACAAGAUCGAGGAGAUCGGCAAGCUCGACACGAACAUCCACUCGCUCAUGUACAAAUCGGUCGAGCUGCAUAAUGACAUACUGUCCUUGGAAGCGACUACUAACCGCCUCAUUGCCGACGCGAAGAAACUCUCAGACGAUCUGGACGAUGUACGAUUCCUGGACGAGCUGAUCGCCAUCCUGAACGGCGACAUCGGUCCGGUGAUACAUCGCGAAUGGCCCUACAAAAUCGACACCGACGCACCGAUCGAAGAAGGCACCCCGGUCACCUAACCUGCCCGGUUUCGUUUCGCCAAUCUCGGCACACGCCUAAUGCGUGCGUGCGUUCGUGUGCCGCUUGUGCUGGGGAAGCCGCCAUCGCCAUCGUGCCCAGCUGUUUUCAGUACGCGCCGGUCCGGCCGGUCUUAUUAUACCCCUAUUACACUCCGAUAGAUCCUCGUGACUGCAUGUCGGCGGCUUUGUAGUGCCUCGGCGGUGGUUCAAAAGACACGCGAACGAACGCAACGGCACAUCCAAAGACCGAACGGAGAACCUCCAAAUCGAUAGCGUAUCUAACGUUGCAACUUCUUGCUAAGUGCGUACCGUGCACUGCUCCAUUGUCCAUCAUAGCCACAGCGAGACACAGCGCUGAGACACACCAAGCAAAUGUCCUCGUCCUCGACGAUAAUUGGCUUACGGGCACGGUGUUGGAAUACAAUACCUUUCCCUCUUCCUUUGUGACAUAUCCAAUAUUCGAUUUAACGCUUCCGGGAACAGCACCGAUUUUGUUGCUUGUACCGCGCGUUGUGUGUCCCCUGUUGCUUGGCCCGUUUCAACGCUGCCGCUGCUUCUU
This is a messenger RNA of Anopheles coluzzii, 2166 nucleotides long. Its product is annotated as lateral signaling target protein 2 homolog. Lineage: Eukaryota; Metazoa; Arthropoda; Insecta; Diptera; Culicidae. The record is from RefSeq and is a predicted model, not a curated record. The coding region runs from base 792 to 1607 and encodes 271 amino acids. The transcript has 4 exons.